Messenger RNA from Punica granatum (pomegranate), 1984 nucleotides. The record is from RefSeq and is a predicted model, not a curated record. Lineage: Eukaryota; Viridiplantae; Streptophyta; Magnoliopsida; Myrtales; Lythraceae.
AAGAGGUUCUUUUUUUGGUCUGUGUUCUGUUUUCUGGGUUGUGUUUAUGGGGAAAUGGCAGAGGUCAAAAUCAAGAAAUCGAGCGGACAAAAAGCGGCGAUGGAUCGAUUGGGUCAAUCACAACGCUGCCACUGCCUUGCGUGUCAUCUCAUUUGAUUGAUUGAAUUGAUUGUUUCUUCCUUUUGUUCUCUUUCUUCACUCUUUCGUUUCCUUCACCGUGCUUCCCGGUGGCUCCCGCUCCACAGCCGCCUCCGUGCGUCAGCAGUUUGCUGUUUUUAUCCAUCAGCUCCUCGCCGUGUCCCCAGAAGCAGCCUCCGCGUUUCUGGGAAUCCAGCUCCAGUUGUCGGUUCAGAUAUUGAGGGGAAGCUGAAUCAUUUGAAAGCAUCCUGAGCAACAAUACUAUCUCAAGCAAGUUUCCCUAGCUUUCUGAAAGAAACAAACUGCAUUUCGGUACACUCGGAAGGUAUCAAGAGAUAGAGGAAAACAAUGACUAAUCGUGUAUCCUCACAAACAGCACAAACAUUCUCUCACGGUGGAACUUCAGGACACCUGUUCUCACCACCUCCUGGAUCUGGGAAUGAUGCUUACUUUUCUGCAGUCUCUUACGGAUCACAACAUCAAAGCCAUUUGCCUAAUUCUCCAUUUAUUUCCAAUUCCUCCAUUGAUAAACUGCCUAUGCCACUGGAGGAUUCUACCCAAGCAGGACAGCCGGCAGAGCUGGCUAAUUUUCCUGAAGGAAAUAGAGAAGUCUCAUGGGGUACAGAUCAAUUUCAGGGAUUUCUAAAUUUCUCUGAUGAUGUCCCUGUCCAGAAUGGUCAGAUCGCACAGACAGAGACCACUGGUAAUGUCUUGGUAUCUGAUGACCAUGCUAAGAGAAGUGAUUGGCAGUGGGCGGACCAGUUGAUGUCUGUCGAGGAGGUACUGGAUCCAAAUUGGACUGAACUUCUUGCUGAUGUUGGUGUUGAUGUGACAGAGCCCAAAGAGAAGGUGCUGAAAGCAUUUCCUGAGGCCAUUGUGCAACAGUCACAGAUGCCUCAAGAUCAAAAUGUCUCAACUCCACUUGGAGAAUUUUCUCCUGAGGGUAAUCAGUUGUCCGCAGCACCUCAAAAUAAGGCACGCAUGCGAUGGACACCGGAGCUUCAUGAGUCUUUUGUGGCUGCUAUUAAUCAGCUUGGUGGCAGUGAGCGGGCUACUCCGAAGGGUGUCCUCAAACUCAUGAAUGUGAAAGGGCUAACGAUUUAUCAUGUGAAAAGCCACCUGCAGAAAUAUAGAACAGCGCGUUACAAACCAGAGUCAUCAGAAGGAGGAUCUUCAGAGAAGAAGAUGAGCGCAAUCGAUGAAAUGAAAUCUCUUGACUUAAAGACGAGUAUCGAUAUUACUGAGGCACUGCGCUUGCAGAUUGAAGUGCAAAAGAAACUUCAUGAGCAACUUGAGAUUCAGAGAAAUCUGCAGCUAAGGAUUGAAGAACAAGGGAAGUAUCUGCAAAUGAUGUUCGAGAAGCAGAGGAAGAUGGAGAGUGAAGGGUCCAAGGCUACUUCAUCUGCUGUGGCUGAUGACACUUCUCCAAGUGCCGUUCAGUCUGCUUCCGGGAACGACAAAACGGGAGCACCCGAUCAAAGUUCUCCCAAACUGGAAGCUGACCCUUUGAAUCCAUCUCCUGAAGGAAGUUCUCCAAGUGUAGGUGGAAAGCAUAAAUUGCAAGAAAUAACAGCCGAAGAGGAGGGGCCUUCUUCACCCAAGAGACCAAGGGAGGACAAAUCAAUUGAUUAGGCAGAGCUGCUUCUGCUCUGAUUAAAGACAUCGUAGAAUGUAGACUUCUUUUCCUGCUUCUGCAGGUUACAAUGUCGAAUCUUAGUCUCCAGUACUUGUAUUGUGGUGAAGCAAAUCUGCUGCUCCAAACCCCACUUGGAUGUCUUAAUGAUUAAUUGUGCAUACAAAGUUAUCGACUUCUAAGGAAUAAUAGGCCACCAUUUUGAUUGUUUCA